Diaporthe citri is the source of this 1155-nucleotide messenger RNA. RefSeq lists its product as uncharacterized. The record is from RefSeq and is a predicted model, not a curated record. Lineage: Eukaryota; Fungi; Ascomycota; Sordariomycetes; Diaporthales; Diaporthaceae. Bases 1 to 1155 code for a protein of 384 amino acids. The transcript is spliced from 2 exons.
AUGGCUCAUUUACUUGUUCUUGGCGCAUCAGGCGUUUCGGGGUGGGCUGUCAUGCAUCAGGCCCUAUCAUACCCAACGCCGACAACUUUUGAGAAGAUCACGGGGACGACAAAUAGACCAAUGACAAAAGAGAAGGCCUUGUUGCCAGCAAACGAACAACGGGUCAGACUCAUUAGCGGCAUCGACUUUACUAGGCCGGUGGAUGAGGUCAAGGCCCAGUUAAUAGAGAAGAUUACCGACAUUGACACCGUCACACAUGUCAUUUAUACUGCAUAUAGGGUGCCCCCGGAGAAGGGUCCGAUGCCCCUCCGUGCCGCAAAUGACGCCCUUCUGGAGACUUCGAUCACGGCGAUCACAGCACUGGCGCCGCGAAUACGGUCUGUAAUCCUGCAAACUGGUGGUAAGGCUUAUGGGCUAUUAUUCUCCGAGCACAUCGACCUAAAGCCGCCCUUCCACGAGUCGCAGCCGCGCGUACCAUCUCCAUGGGGGGACGAGAUUUUCUACUACUCGCAGGUGGACAUCCUCAAGCGCCUGUCCGCGGAAGCCGGGAACUCGUGGACAUUCACCGAGGUCCGCCCUGACACCAUCAUCGGAUUCGUUCCCGGCACAAACGCCAUGAACGUCGCCCAGGGACUGGGCUUCUACCUGAGCCUGUUUCGCGAGGUGCACGGCGCGGGUGCCGAGUGCGCGUACCCUGGCACCGCUGCAGGAUACCGCUCGCGGCACACCGACUCGAGCCAGGACAUCAUCGCCCAGAUGGAGAUCUUCGCCGCGCUCGAGCCGGAGAAAUGUGGCGGGGGCCGCGCUUUCAACGUUGCUGAUGGGGAGGUGGUGACUUGGGCUGACAUCUGGGGCGGAAUUUGCGCCUACUUCGGUCUGAAAGGUGCGCCGCCGACCGAGGAGACCGAGACGGCGGGAAAUUUUGUCAGCAAGCACGUGGAUCGGUGGCCUGGUGUCGUAGAACGGGAUGGGCUUGAAAUCAUGGAUAUACUGGCGCACAACUGGUGGUUUGUGGAGCGAAUUCUCCAGAUUCCAUUUGACAGACAGUUUGACUUGAGUAGCGCCAGGGAAGUGGGCUUUAGAGAGACCGUCGACACCACACGAGGAUAUACGGUAGUCUUCGACAGGAUGAGGCAGGCCAGGAUGAUUCCAUAG